UGUAUGUAUGUAUGUAUAUGCAACUAGGUAUGUGUGUCGGUUCGCGCGCAUAUGGAAAUGUCUAUAGCUCAUAUGCCUAGGUGUGCGCCAAUAUAGUUUGUGUGGAUCCCGAGACGAGAACAAGCAGCACUAACCAAAUACGGCAAGAAAUGUGCUUAUAGUGAAUUUUUCAUAAAAAUUUAUAAACAAUUUCUGCAUCUCCACAGUACACGUUGAAAGUGAAGCGCAAUAAGAAAAAAUAAUAAUAAAUAAUUGCAUUAACGGUUCGAACAAUCAGAUUUAAACCGCAUCAUUGAUUAGUGCUGCACAGCGUCAACUCCUUAAUACCCAUAUAAAUAAGCUGUGACAUUCUACGCUAGUUGAUAGUCGAGAAGCUGCUUUGAUCUUGAAAAGUACUACAUCCAGCCGGUUGCUACACUUAAGCACUAAUCAAAAAAUAAAUAAAAUACAAAAUAAAGAUGAAGCUGCUGUUGUUUACAGUGUUGUUUAUACUUUUGGCGAAURUUGCGGAAAUUUGUUCCGGUUACUCAUGGCCCCUCGCGAAGGCCAUUAAGGGUUAUCAGCAAGGGGUUAGCGGCUAUUAUGGCACUGAUUAUGGCUACUACGGCGGCGCUUACAGUGGGCAUAGGCAAUAUGGCUACGAUCAAUAUGGACGUGAUAGGCGUGGCAAUAAUCGUCGCACUGGACGCACCUUUAGCGAUAUAGCACGUGUGGUCAAUCCGCAACCAUAUGCAUUUGUGGGCGCGAGGCCAUACCCAGGACAACCGUUCAAUCCGAUCGGAUAGUUAGAAAAAUGGCGCUGAUUUAGAUUAAAUUGUGUCUUGUGAUAUGAAAAAUGUGUAUUAAGAAAAUAAAGUGCGUAGUGCUUGAUAAGAAAAAUA
Messenger RNA from Bactrocera latifrons, 881 nucleotides. RefSeq lists its product as uncharacterized. The record is from RefSeq and is a predicted model, not a curated record. Lineage: Eukaryota; Metazoa; Arthropoda; Insecta; Diptera; Tephritidae. The coding region runs from base 459 to 785 and encodes 108 amino acids. The transcript has a single exon.